Molecule: messenger RNA, 3708 nt
Organism: Danio aesculapii
Lineage: Eukaryota; Metazoa; Chordata; Actinopteri; Cypriniformes; Danionidae
Exons: 12
Coding region: 1-3003 (1000 amino acids)
Source: RefSeq, a predicted model, not a curated record
AUGACCGAUGCUGAAGAACGACCGGUGGAUGGAGACCCAUCUCUCCAGUGGGAUACCUUCGACCUGCACAACCUCAGACCAGACUCAGUGGAGCGGCUGGACAUGUCUGUUGCAGACUGGCUUCAGAGAGAGCAGGAGCAGCUGGAGGAGGUGCAGGAGACUCUGGAGCGAGCCGCUGGGAUUAUACAGGAGGAAGAGGAAGUGCUGGCACAGGAAGUGGCCCUGGAUGAUCUGCUGCAUUCUGAGGAUCUGCACAGACACUGGCCACCAGUGUGGACUGAAGGACAGCAGUGCAGAGAAAUGUCAUCGAGGGAACUGUCUGAGGCUGGUGUGAUCGGACUGGACAAUGAUGAGCUUGAACAGUCUCUGAGCACUGCUGAUGUUGGAGAAGGAGGCCAUGAUGCUGCAUGUUUGUUGAGUAGAGGAUUGUUUACUUGUGGCAGACCUGCGCAGCUGGAAGCUGAUCCUCAUGUGGACAGAAGUGGGAUCCUCCGAGAGCUUGGAGAUCUUCAGCUUUUGGAGGAACAGAUCCUGGAGGAAUGUGUGAAGCUGGAGGAACUGCGGCGGCACACUGAAACUGAAGACCAGACCCUGGAAGUGCUGCAGUCAUGCACCAACGCUGAAGACCAGACUCUGGAGGAGAUUCAGCAGUGCACAGAGACUGAAGACCAGACCCUGGAGGAGAUUCAGCAGUGCACAGAGACUGAAGACCAGACCCUGGAGGAGCUGCGGCAGUGGACCAAAACUAAAAACAAGAGACCAGAGGAGUUGCAGUGGUGCAGUGAGACCAAAGACCAGACCCUGGAAGUGCUGCGGCUAUGCACUGAAACUGAAGACCAGACCGAAGACAAGAGGCUGGAGGAGAUACAGUGCAAUGAGACUGAAGACCAGACCCUGGAGGAGAUGCAGCAGUGCACCAAGACCGAAGACAAGAGGCUGGAGGAGAUACGGUGCAAUGAGACUGAAGACCAGACACUGGAGGAGAUGGAGAAGAGGAUGGGGAUUACAGGAGUGGGAAAGAAGAGCUUAGAGGUGGAGAAGAGCAGAUCAGCCAGACUCAUCAGAUGUUCAGCGAUGAAGAAUAGUUCACAGCAGAGAGAUGAGGAGAUGCUGAGUAGACUCCAGAGUCCAGAAACUGCUGACCCCACAGACCUGGAGCAGCUGGACUCUCCUGAUGGUUUACCUGAAUACGAGUGCAAUGGAGCUCCAGAAGCAGCAGGUCUCUCAGGUUCCAGUCUGGCCUCUGAGAUGUGGAGCGAGGCUGUGAGUCCUGCCUCUGAGUGCUGCUCUGAAGCCCUUUCUCACCGAGAACCCCUCAGCAGCUCAUCUGGCUCUCCAUCUGCAGUGUCUCCAUAUCCGCCUGACACCAGCACCAUCCGUCCUGAAGCAGCACAUCCUCUGGUGGGUAAGUCCUCCUCCUGGGAGCCCACAGAUACUGCUGUGGAUCUAAAGGAGCUGCAGGUCUGUGGUGUUCCUUCAGCCCUGGAGAGUAGUGAUGUGCGCAGUGAGUUUGAUCCUGGAGGUGUCCCGAUUGCUGCUCCACAGAACACUGUUCCUCUCACUGAUCCACAUGGCUCUCCUUCACUAGAGUUGGCCUCUGAACAAACACACACUGGAGCCCUGGAGGAGCCUGGGUCCUCCUCUACCUCAGAGCACACUGAAGAUGAUGAUCAUGAAGGUGAAGAUGAUGAUGGUGAAGAGCACACACAGAGCCGACCUGCAGGCCUGCACAUGCAGAACAACAACAACAACACCGCAGUGGUGCAGCGCUCGGAGCAGAGCCAGGAGAUGCAGACGCUGAGCUCCACAGCAGACGCUGGAGGAUUCAUGAGGAUCUGCACAUCUCCAGUUCAGCAGAUGCUGAUCAGCACAGCCACAACACAGAUGACUGAUUAUAAGACCCCCAUCGUUCUGGACUCAGGAUCUGGCUUGAUGAAGGCGGGCUUUGCGGAUCAGGACCUUCCAGCUGCAGUGUUUCCUACAGUCAUCGGCCGUCCCAAAUAUGAGGAGGUGAUGAACUCGUGUGUGGACAGAGAGCUGUAUGUGGGCCAUGAUGCGCAGCACAUGCGUGGCGUCCUGACCCUCAGGUAUCCCAUCAGGCACGGCGUGGUCAGCAACUGGGAUGAGAUGGAGAUGCUCUGGACUCAUGCGUUCCAGCUGCUGUCUGCGGCCCCCGAGGACCACCCGGUUCUGCUGACGGAAGCGGCUCUGAACCCUCUGCAGAACCGCCAGCGCAUGGUGGAGCUCAUGUUUGAGGCCUUCAGCGUCCCGCUCACCUUUGUGGCCGUUCAGGCCGUGCUGGCGCUCUACGCCUCUGGACGCACCACGGGGGUGGUGCUGGACUCAGGUGAUGGAGUCAGUCACAGUGUUCCAGUGUUUGAGGGUUACUGUCUGCCUCACGCCGUCCAGCGCCUCGACCUCGCCGGAGCAGAUGUCACACUGCAGCUGCAGAAGCUGCUGCUGGAGAGCGGUGUGUGUCUGCGCACCUCAGCGGAGCUGGAGAUUGUGCGGGAGAUGAAGGAGAGAUGCUGCUUUGUGUCUGUGGAUUAUGAAGCGGAGAUGAAGAGCUCCGACUCCGAGAUCCAGUACACACUCCCUGACGGACACACCGUCCCUCUGGCCAGCCAACGCUUCCGGGCUCCAGAAAUCCUCUUCAGGCCGGAGCUCAUCGGUCGGGAUCAUUAUGGUCUGCAUGAGAGCGUCUUCAGAUCCAUCCUGCAGUCUGACCUGGACCUGCGCCGCAGCUUUGUGGGAAACAUCCUGCUGUCAGGUGGGAACACGCUGUUGUCGGGUCUGGCGGAGCGGCUGCAGCUGGAGGUCCGGGCGCUGGUUCCUGUGGAUCUGAGCGCGUGUGUGCGGGUCUCCAGUCCUCCAGACAGAGAUUUCUCAGUGUGGAGCGGCGGAGCGGCGCUGGCCAGCCUGCCCGAGCAGCAGAGCGCCUGGAUCAGCGCCGCCGAGUACGAGGAGUUCGGGCCGCAGAUCGUCUUCAGGAAGUGCUUCUGAGCGCCGCUGACCUUUUAAACUCUUUUAACUCCUGUAUCCGGGUCUGCCUUCUGAUGGACUCUUUUAAGCUGGACAUGAGACGUGCUGCACUCGGACUCUGGUUGUAUCAAUCAGAGCGUCUGCGUCUCCAUCACAUCAACUCUAAUCAAUCAACUGUGUGUGUGUGUGUGUGUGUGUCUCUGUGUGUGUCUGUGUCUGUCUGUGGAACAUAACUAUGAGAUAUGAAUGUGGCCUUCACAGCGCUGAUGCUUCUCAUGAGGCCCACUCCAGUGUGUGUGUGUGUGUCAGAUCUGUUCCUCCAUCAUGAGUGUGUUUAGUGAAGUGUGUGUCAGAUCUGUUCCUCCAUUGAGCGUGUGCUUCCUCCUCUCCUCCUCUUCACCUCAGUGUGUGUGUGUGUUGUGUGUAUCUCACGUGCCUCUGUCUGCUUCACGGUCUUCACUCAGGUUGCGGUGUGUAUGAGUGUGUUUGUGUGUUUUCAGAGGAGGUUGUGAGCCGCGUGUGGAUGUGGAUCUGUCAGCUCUUUCUCAUGCUCUGGUUUAGGGGUUCAUGAACUGAUCAAGUCCCCCUUAGCUUUAGUGUGCGUGUGUGUGUGUGUGUGUUUCAUGUAUUUGCCUUGAGUGCACUGUGAUGUGCCGCAUGUUUAGCAUCAGCAUCUGUUAACUGGCUAAUGUCUGUACUUUUUUUAUAAUAAAUAUAUAUUUUAAA